Solanum stenotomum is the source of this 709-nucleotide messenger RNA. RefSeq lists its product as uncharacterized. The transcript has 5 exons. NCBI's taxonomy places the organism in Eukaryota, Viridiplantae, Streptophyta, Magnoliopsida, Solanales, Solanaceae. The record is from RefSeq and is a predicted model, not a curated record. Bases 28 to 636 code for a protein of 202 amino acids. Gene Ontology annotation, molecular function: mRNA binding; protein binding.
AAUUCAAAAAAAAAAGAAAAGAAGAAGAUGGAAUUAACUACAACUUCACAGUCUAUUUCCUAUGUUAAUCUCCAAAAAAUACCAUCUUUUUUCCCUUCUAGAGUUACUAUUUGUUCUUCAAAUUCAAUUAAUUUUCUUGGAUUUAAUUCCAUAACCAAAAAGCUAAAAUGUAGUUCUAGGCAAUUGAGGCAUUUUGGACCUAUCUAUGCUUCUGUGGUUGAGAGUAAUUCAACUAAUGGUUCAGUAUCAUGGGUUCUUGAAUUUAUAGGUGAUGGAGACACAAGACACAUUGGUUCUCCAACUGCAAAGCCGCGCUCUCUUGAAAUACCUUCUGGUGCAGUAAUUGUUGGACGCGUUGCUGAUAAGGCAGAUGUAGUCAUUCCAGUGCCUACAGUAUCUGCAAUACAUGCUCGGCUGCAGAACAUGGAGGACUAUCUCGUAGUGACAGAUUUAGACAGCACGAAUGGCACUUUCAUCGGUGAGAAAAGGCUUGUACCUGGUGUGGCUGCUGCUGCAUUGCCUGGAAGUCUCGUGACGUUUGGGGAUACUAAUUUGGCGAUAUUUCGAGUUGCAAAGUUUGAGAAGUUGGAAACUGCUGCAUCUGAAGUUGAAGAAGAGGAACCAAGUAGCACCUAAAAAGAGCCCAGAAUUCCAUUAUCUGCAAUAAUUUUGUAAACAGAGGAAACAUAUAUAUAUAAAUGUGAUUUUU